UAAUUACACCGAUUAGUAGAUAACUAAACUUUAAGUCCGGCACACAUUGAUGCUCUAAUUAAUUUUUAAACCUCGUUUUAAGUGACAUUGCAUUGUUGCUCAUUUUUGCGAUGAAUAACUCACAAGUUUCUAUAUAAAAGCAGCUAAAAUUGCAUAAAGACAUUAAUAAUACACACAGUUACAAUAAAUAACAACUAAUUAAGUAAAUAAAUCAAGUUUUAAUCAGUUAUUAAGUGUUACUAAGUGUUAAAAUUGUAUUUAUUGAAGUAAAAGUGAAUAUAAGUGUGAAAAAGGUGUUAAAAUGAAGAAAUUUGUUGUUUAUUGUUGUUUAAUAACAGUUUUGUUGUUAUUAAACAAUAAUUUAGCUUCUGGGCAUAACACAAAUGAAAUAAAACAAGUUCCUGAUGGUUUUCCUCAUGAAGAAGACAAAGAACAAAAUUCUCCAUCUUCAACUACACCUAAAUUUUCAUGCGUCCUAAUGAAAUCCUUCGCCUACGGUCUUCAGAAAGCUGUAGAAGAGUUUGCUUCAAGUCAUCAGGACUCAAAUCUAUCCAGAGCUGUAAGAGACAUCAAUAUACCACAAUAUUUCACAGAAUACUGUGUUGAAACACCGAAAAAUAUCAAAGAAACACAUGAAAACAGCCAAAAAGUCAAACGUAAUCAACAUUCAGUGAAUUCACGCAGUAAAACCACAAAUGAAACACAACCAUUCAUUGUUUCACCUUCAGAAGGUAGUAAUAAUGUCCACCAAGAGGAUAAGCAUGAAAAACAUCAAAAAAUCAACGAGUUUGAGCGUUUGUUACGCAAUUUUGAAGAAGUUACCAAUGCUUUGCGAUCACAACUACAAAAUCAACCAGCGCCAUCUUCCGGGCCUGUUAAAGACCAUUUAAAACAUGAACACGAACAUCAACACGCUCCAAACGCAGCGAUUUCGAUGUUAAACGCUGAAAAACCAAUGAAUUCAUCUAAUUUGAGUCAAAACAGGACUAAAACUGAUAAUAUUUCGCCUAAAAAUGAAGUUUUUUCACCAAUUUUGAAUGAAAACAGUACAAAUAUUAAUCUUAACAGUAAGAAUGAUACAAAAGACGUCAGAGAACGCCAUUCACACAGUCAUAAGAAGCAUAAACAUUUAACAAAGUCUAAAAGUAAAGCAAAAGUAGAAUUUCCGAUUGACGAUGAAAAUUUUAGUGUUGGUGAUGAUAAAUACGUCUCUGAACGCUUGAAACAAGAUAAACAAAUGUUAAAAGACGAAGAGAAUGCGCAGGAGUUAGAUAAAACUGUUUUUAAGCAUCCAGUUAAACGUUCUUUGGAGAAAAAUAGAGGUUUUGCGAAGAAAAACAAGGUUUUUGCUGAAAAAAAGAGUAAAUUUGGUAAAUUGAAGAAAAAUAAGCAAAUUAAACAAAAAUCAAAACGUAAAAGUUACAAAAAAUCAAAACAAUAAUAUUUUAAUAAGAUUUUUAAGGGAUAUUGGUAUGUUUAUUAAGUUUAUCAUUGUUUAAACUUAAAAAAUCGUAAAAUUUGUUUUUUAUUUUGAUGUUUAACAUAGGCAACCAAAGGUACACCAUAGAUACAAAUAAUUUUAAUGUUUAAUUUAAAUGUUUUAUAAAAUAUAAACACAUAUUAAAUAAAAUAAUAACAAUAAAUAUAAUAAAACGCAAA
Messenger RNA from Dalotia coriaria, 1659 nucleotides. RefSeq lists its product as uncharacterized. The transcript is spliced from 3 exons. Lineage: Eukaryota; Metazoa; Arthropoda; Insecta; Coleoptera; Staphylinidae. The record is from RefSeq and is a predicted model, not a curated record. Bases 302 to 1441 code for a protein of 379 amino acids.